CCGGAGACGCAGCAGCAGCAGCAGCAGCAGCCGCCGGUGACGUUUCACGGUGACAUUCGUCGUCGACGACGGCAUUUUUGCCCGUUCGCUUCGCGUCCUCACGGCCUAUCCGUCCGGGGGAGGGAGAGCGAGACCGAGCGAGAAAAUCCGUCUUUCGUUACCAGGCCCGUACGGACGCGGUACGCACUCCGACGACGGGCGCGCAUUGUUUUACCGCUCCCCCUUGCCGUCCCGCCGAUCGACUGCUGCCGUCCUACGCCGCCGCUGCCGAAGCCGCCGCCGCGCCGCCACCACCGCUGUUGCCGUCGUCGUCGUCGUCCCGUCAGUUCUCCGCAUCGCUUUCUCCAGGUCGCACUUCUAUCGAUCAUACGUUUUGAUUCAUUAUGAUAAUUUUGUUUUAUUUUUUUGUAAAGUUUAUUCAAAAUUUACAGUUUGUCAAAAUGUCUAGAAUACACAAUUUGAUCUGUUAUAAGAGGAAUAAAUCGACUCCUGCUGAAGAAACAUUUGUUGGUGCUAUUGAUGAAGGAUCUAGUAGUACGCGAUUUUUGGUAUUUUCAUCUAAAACUCACUUGCCUGUUGCCAGCCACCAAAUCAAUACAACUAAUAUAUGCUUGAAUGAUGGAUGGGUUGAACAAGAUCCUGAAGAUAUUCUGAUAAAAGUCAAAGAAACUAUCACUGUGACGUGUGAAAAACUUAAGUCUAUAAACAUAUCGCCUUCAUCAAUUGUCGCAAUAGGUGUGACAAAUCAGCGAGAAAGUACUGUAGUAUGGGACAAGUAUACAGGAAAACCAUUAUACAAUGCCAUAAUUUGGAUGGAUAUGAGAGCACAAGGGAUAGUUGAAAGAUUACUCGAGAAAAGAAUUCCAAAUUGUGAUACAUUAGAUGAAAGAAAAAGGAAUUUGCAGUUCAAAUGCGGUCUAACAAUGAAUCCAUACUUUAGUGUAUUUAAACUGCUUUGGUUAAUGGAAAAUGUUCCUGAAGUUUUAAAAGCUAUACAAGAAAAGAGGUGUAUGUUUGGUACAAUUGACUCUUGGCUAAUUUGGAAUCUCACUGGUGGUAUUAAAGGAGGAGUUCACGUGACUGAUGUUACAAACGCUUCAAGAACGAUGCUGAUGAAUAUUCAUUCUUUACGAUGGGAUCAGACAUUAAUCGAGUUCUUCAACAUACCAAACGGAGUGAUAUUACCAGAAAUACGUAGCUGUUCAGAAGUGUUUGGCCGUAUGGUAGAUGGACCUCUUGCAGAAACAAAGAUAGCCGGAUGUAUUGGAGACCAGCAAGCUGCACUUUUAGGUCAAAUGUGUUUUUUGUCAGGACAGGCAAAAAGUACAUUUGGCACUGGAUGUUUCGUAUUGUACAAUACGGGUCGUAAGCCUGUUAUCUCUGAACAUGGUCUCCUGACAACCGUGGCCUUUAAAAUGGGAGCUCACACCGAUCCUAUUUAUGCGCUUGAAGGAUCAGUAGCCGUGGCUGGAUUUGCAGCCAAGUGGUUAAUGGAAAAUCUCGAAGUUGUGGACAGCUACCAGGACCUCACAAUGAAAGCUGACACUGUGGAAAACACCAACGGUGUUCAUUUUGUGCCGGCUUUCUCUGGCCUGUAUGCACCGUACUGGCGAAGUGACGCUCGCGGCACGAUCUCGGGGUUGACAAUGGAGAUGACCGACGCGCAUUUGAUGAGAGCCACGCUCGAAGGCAUCUGUUUUCAGACCAAGGACGUUUUGCAAUCCAUGCAGUCGGAUACUGGCCAUCCAACUACGGCAUUAAACGUUGACGGCGGGAUGUCAGUCAGCGACACUUUUUUGCAGAUACUCACAAACCUUUGUGGUAUUCCCGUCGUACGACCAAAAAUGGUGGAAACUACAGCUCUUGGCGCAGCUUUGGCAGCCGGUUUUGCAGUUGGUGUAUGGAGAAUGCACAGUGUCAAAUCAGACUGUGACACUUAUGUUCCUACAAUCUGCUACAAAGAACAAAAAACAAAAUAUGAUAUGUGGAAAAACGCAAUAAAGCAAAGCAUUGGAUGGAAUAGGGAUAAUGAUGAAGACAAUGAUGAUUUUGCUGGAUUUUAGAAAACUACUAUCAGUUACACUUUUUUUUUAUAUAUAUUUAUGCAUGUAUUUUAUUAUAAUAUUUGUGUUCAGUUAAAUAUUAUAAAUGGGUUCAUAGUAUUGUGCUAAUCACAUUCAAUAAAAAUAUAAUAAUUUUGGGUGUUUUCAGUAAUGACCUGUUUAA
Molecule: messenger RNA, 2226 nt
Organism: Sipha flava (yellow sugarcane aphid)
Lineage: Eukaryota; Metazoa; Arthropoda; Insecta; Hemiptera; Aphididae
Gene: Gk1
Product: glycerol kinase
Exons: 13
Coding region: 384-2063 (559 amino acids)
Biological process (GO): glycerol-3-phosphate biosynthetic process; triglyceride metabolic process; glycerol metabolic process
Cellular component (GO): mitochondrion
Molecular function (GO): glycerol kinase activity
Source: RefSeq, a predicted model, not a curated record